This is a messenger RNA of Sclerotinia borealis F-4128, 2700 nucleotides long. The record is from the annotation of a GenBank genome assembly. Lineage: Eukaryota; Fungi; Ascomycota; Leotiomycetes; Helotiales; Sclerotiniaceae.
AUGAGUCCAGCAGGGAGAUUACCUCCAUCCGUAGGGCAGACUCUAUCACCUACACCCGUCCUACGAUCUCCAGCUAUUCCAGGCGAACAAGUUCGGAGUCCCAGUCCAAAUUAUUUCGGUCUUGUUGUUGAACCAUCAAACAACCCUAGAGACUCUAACCCCCUGCCUAAAUCUCAUUGGAGUCCUAACACAUCUUCCAUAUUCUCAUUUGGUGGCGGCACGCCAGAACCUUCACCUUUAAACUCGAAUCCUGACUUUGAGGCUUUCAAAAAACAAUCAGAAUCUACGAAUAAGUUCAGUCUUAGUCAUGGUGGUCUAGCAAACUUCUCAAUGUCUCCAGGCCCUACCCUACUACGCUCAAAACCCGAGAGAAAGGCAUCAAGACUCGAUACACAUGAUAAUUCCUCUUCCCCCAGAUCCAUUCCAAGGAAUAGGGAUGUGCCAUCAAUGGCCGGUGAUGUUAAUGGUGGAGUCGAUUCAUCAUAUGAAUCUUCCUCGGAGCGCGCAUUUACAGCCUCAAUAAAUGCCCCUUCAUUUUUCGACUUGCCCCUCCAGACGUCACCCGCGGGUUCUUAUUCUUCAACGCUACCUAUGCAAAGGCACAACCUCCCACAUUUAGAUGAACGACACCCUAGACUUUCUCUGCCACAUAAACCAGAUCAUCCAUCUCCAAGGCUACAGCAGCGAGGCCAACAUCAGCGAGCGGAUACACUGCCAUUGAAUUUAGAAGAUGGGCCAGCCAUGAUCACGCCAGUACAGUUAAAAGAGAUGAUGGAUCGAUCACCUUCAAUAGAAGUAUUGCUCCUCGACUGCAGAACUUUCAGCAUCUUCUCACAAUCAAGAAUUGGUAAUGCCCUCAACAUGUGCAUACCAACAACCUUGUUAAAACGGCCCUCAUUCAAUCUUCAAAAGCUUCAAGAUACUUUCACAAAUGAACAGGAUAAAAUUAGAUUCUCAAAAUGGAAACAGGCGAAAUAUAUCAUUGCUUAUGAUAACAGAUCUUCUGACAAGAAAGAUGCUGCACUAGCUACUUAUACCCUCAAGAAGUUUACCAAUGAAGGCUGGAAUGGAGUAAAAUAUAUAUUGAAAGGUGGAUUUGAUACCUUUGCUCAAAGUUUCCCCAACUCGAUUGACUGGGGUUCAUCACAUUCCUCACAGCCAUCACGAAUAAACCUCACACUGGGAACAACACUAUCUGGGGUAAUACAAGUAGCUGGUGGAUGUGCCAUGCCAAUAACUAAGGACCCAAUGAAUCCAUUCUUUUCGAACAUUCGACAAAAUCAAGAUUUAAUUGAUGGUGUUGGUCAAAGAGACAUUGAGGUUCCUGAGGAUUUAGCUCAAGACUCAUCUGCAAUGAGUAUUGUUCCCAGAUGGUUGUCAAAGGCUGCGAAGAAAGAAGAUCAUGGCAAAAUUGUCUCGGACAGAUUUCUUCACAUUGAGAAAGCAGAGCAGGCAAGGAUGACGAGGGCAUUAAAAGAACAAGUUCGUUAUGGAAAUGGGCCAAUUUCCUGUAAGUCUAAUGAUGUCCGGAUUGCUGGUCUUGAGAAAGGCAGCAAGAACAGAUACAACAAUAUUUGGCCAUUCGAGCAUGCCAGAGUGAAACUCACGAACGAUGUGUGUGACUAUGUGAACGCAAGUCAUGUCAAGGCAUCAAGGAGUAAUAAACGUUAUAUUGCUUCCCAAGGACCCUUGCCUGAAACAUUUGGAGAUUUCUGGAGUGUGAUAUGGGACCAAGAUGUACGAGUUAUUGUCAUGUUGACUGCGGAAAGAGAAGACGGACAAUUGAAAUGUCACUCUUAUUGGUCUAGCCAUGAGUAUGGCCACCUCAAACUGAAGUUGAUAUCAGAAAAAAAGGUACACCUUGAUCCCAAUAGACAUCGAAACUCUACAGACCGACGAGAUUCUGGACGAAAGCGCGCAUGCACCAGUACUCAAACUACUCCUCUCUCUUCUACAGUAGAAGAUGUUCAUGUCAUCGUCCGAAAAUUUACACUUUCCCACGCCGCUCAUCUUUCGACGCCAGUGCGAGAGAUCACACAAGUACACUACUCCUCCUGGCCAGACUGUGCUUCCCCUGCAAAGCCUAGUCAUUUACUAGCUCUCAUUCAACUUACCAACUCUAUGCAACGCGCAUCCUCAUCCGCUAUCGAAACGCCUCGAUCAGGCAACCCAGAAGGAGAUAUUACUCGACCCAUGCUUGUCCAUUGUAGUGCUGGCUGUGGCCGCACAGGUACAUUCUGCACCAUCGACUCCGUCAUCGAUAUGUUAAAGCGUCAACGCAAAGAACAAAAACACGGAACCACUCCCAUGGAAUUUGAAUCGGCAAAUGAUGGAGAUUACCUGACUCAUGGAGGUAAGACUCGGCAAGCGGAAAUGGAUUGGAUCUUUGAUCAGGAUACGGAUCUGGUGGAAAAAACGGUCGAAGACUUUAGGUGUCAACGAUUGAGUAUGGUGCAGAAUUUGAUGCAGUAUGUUCUUUGUUAUGAAACGAUUCUGGAAUGGAUCUCGCAACAGGUGGUGAAUAGUGGGGUUGGGAGUGGGGGUGGGAUUCGGGGUGGGAUUAGUUGGGGUGGGAUAGGGAAUGAGAUUGGGAAUGGGAUAGGGAUGGGGAAUGGGAAUGGGAAUGGAAGAUGGAGGGUGGUCAGAGAUAGAGAUAGAAGUGGUAGUCUGGGUGGAGGUGGAGGUGGAGGUGAAAGUUAA